Punica granatum (pomegranate) is the source of this 785-nucleotide messenger RNA. The record is from RefSeq and is a predicted model, not a curated record. Lineage: Eukaryota; Viridiplantae; Streptophyta; Magnoliopsida; Myrtales; Lythraceae.
AACUCUUUAUAUAUACACACGUAUAUAUACGUGACACACCCCAAAAGCUCUUUGAGAGAAUCAGCUGAUCGGUGAUCUUCUUUAAGAGGGAGAAGCAGAAGAAAUGGAGAUGAAGAGGUCCAUGGGUCUGUUCUUGAUGCUGCUCAUUGUCUUGGCUUCCCAAGAGGCGGUGAUGCCGACGGAAGCGAGGAUAUGCGAGUCGAAGAGCCACAGGUUCCGUGGGGUCUGCAUGAGCAACAGCAACUGUGCCAGUGUCUGUCACAACGAGGGCUUCCCUGGUGGCCGAUGUCGGGGCGUCCGCAAACGCUGCUUCUGCACCAAGGUCUGUUGAUCCCCCUCAAUGUCUCAGCCGGCCGACCCAUCAUCGCCAUUUAUCCUACCAAAUGCGAGAUCAUCUCUGAUGUUUAAUGUAAUGUUUAAUAUAUAUGCAUCUAAUAUAGGCAGGAGAGAGCAGUCGAUCUGAUUUCAACCUUGGUUAUCGAUUUCUCUAGUUCCCCUCUAGCACGUUGAGUGAUACAGAGAGGGAAGCCUCGGCCCUCGUCAGUAGCUUGUUAUGAUUAUUUCUAUGAGUCAUCGUUCUGUGCUGUGUUUUUCCACGUCCAGCUUAAGUUAAUUACGUGAUCUAGUUCUUCGUAAUGGCCAUAUGAUGGUGGUCUAGCUUGUACCGGCAAUAUGAUGGCGAUUUGUGAGCCAACUCGGAGUGUUCGUGUGCUCAUGCCCACUCUAUUUAAAGCUUGAAAGCUUGCUUCGUAUUGCAGCCGAGCGAAAUGCUCUUACUUUGUUUA